Messenger RNA from Oncorhynchus mykiss (rainbow trout), 2554 nucleotides. RefSeq names its product sorting and assembly machinery component 50 homolog A. Lineage: Eukaryota; Metazoa; Chordata; Actinopteri; Salmoniformes; Salmonidae. Gene Ontology annotation, biological process: protein insertion into mitochondrial outer membrane; mitochondrial respiratory chain complex assembly. Gene Ontology annotation, cellular component: outer membrane. The record is from RefSeq and is a predicted model, not a curated record.
UCUUGAAUACACCCAGGAUGAGUUGGGGGUGUGGUUUGGAUGGUGUCAUGGCUUCCCCCGUCCACGAAGCUACAUCUCUAUUGAGCCGAGCGUGAAUUAAAUGUCCUUUAAUUUCGUAAAAUAAACACCAACAUUUGAAGGACUACACAUUCAAUACCUUAAUCAUGGGCACCGUCCACGCGAGGAGUCUUGACCCUCUGCCAAUGCAGGGACCUGAGUUGGGGGUUCAUGCGGAUGACAUCGAGACACCAGAAAUGGAGCAGGAAUCAAAACAAGAGGUUCUUGAAAACAAAGAUGUCAUAGUCCAGCAUGUUCACAUAGAUGGUCUGGGAAGAACCAAGGAGGAUUGUUUAACAUACGAGAUUGCUGGUGUCUUCAGAGCAAAGAACUUGAUUGACGUCAUGAAGAGAGCCCACGAAGCCAGACAGAAGCUCCUCCGUCUUGGUAUCUUCAGACAGGUGGAGGUUGUCAUUGAUACCUCACAAGGGGUGGAUGCGCUGCCUAACGGACUAGAUGUGACGUUUGAAGUGACUGAGCUGAGACGUAUGACUGGUAGCUAUAACACCAUGGUUGGAAAUAACGAAGGCAGCAUGGUUCUUGGUCUGAAGCUGCCCAAUGUUUUCGGUCGUGCGGAAAAGCUUACAUUCCAGUUCUCCUACGGCACCAAAGAGACUUCCUAUGGGCUGUCUUUCUUCAAGCCUCAACCUGGUCACUUUGAGCGCAAUUUCGCUGUUAACUUUUACAAAGUCACAGGCCAGUUUCCAUGGAGCUCGCUGAGAGAGACUGAUCGUGGCGUCUCCACAGAAUUCAGUUUCCCUCUUUGGAAGACGAACCACACCCUGAAGUGGGAGGGUGUGUGGCGAGAGCUGGGAUGUCUGGCACGUACCGCCUCGUUCGCAGUCCGGGAGGAGAGCGGCCACUCCCUCAAGUCAUCACUCUCGCAUGCCAUGGUCAUCGACACCAGAAACUCCACAAUCCUUCCCAGGAGGGGAGCCUUGCUGAAAAUCAACCAGGAGUUGGCUGGCUACACUGGAGGAGAUGCCAGUUUUCUGAAAGAGGACUUUGAGCUCCAAUUUAACAAACGUCUUUUCUGGGACUCGGUCCUGUCUGCAUCUCUCUGGGGCGGAUGCCUCCUGCCCAUUGGAGAUAAGCCAACUUGCAUUGCUGACAGGUUCUAUCUUGGUGGUCCUACUAGCGUCAGAGGAUUCAGUAUGUACAGCAUCGGCCCACAGAGUGAAGGUGACUACCUGGGAGGUGAGGUGUAUUGGGCUGGAGCCGUCCACCUGUAUACUCCACUGCCCUUCCGUCCAGGCAAAGGGGGAUUCGGAGACCUUUUCAGGACCCACUUCUUCCUCAAUGCUGGGAACCUGUGUAACCUCAACUAUGGUGACGGGCCUCGAGCACACCUGAGUAAGCUGGCAGAGUGUAUCCGCUGGUCCUAUGGAGCGGGAAUCGUGCUGCGACUCGGAAACAUCGCCCGGCUGGAGCUCAACUACUGCAUUCCCAUGGGCGUCCAGAGUGGAGACAGGAUAUGCGACGGGGUCCAGUUUGGAGCUGGAAUCCGAUUUCUGUGAUGUCGUCCUGUUGUCUUGCUGCAUUGAAUUGUGGAACACAGGAGUUUGUUUUGUUGGUUUUAGGAAGUGGGAGGUGAUCUAUAGGGGUCACUUUCAACACAGCGAAGGUUGCUGGGAAUUAAAUGUCUACUACAACCAAACUAUUGUAAGUAAAAUGGACAGGGCAUCAAUGGGGAUUUUCCUCCAGUACUAAUGAAUGAUGAGAGCCUCCAGUGCUCAAGAUGUUAAAACUAGAGGCCUUCACGGGUUCAAAAAGUUGUACCUGUUCCGAAAUGGACCUGGGGGCUUUCCCGUCCGGACCCAAUAUGCCUACAUUUUUUUGUUAAAUAUAGAGACCCGUUCCGAAUGGACACGAGGACAACUAGACCCAUUCUGCGUAGACCUGGUCGGAUCCAGUCCGGAUACGAGUGAGGGAAUUCACAUUAAAGUCAAUUUUUAAGCGACCGGAGUUGAUAAAGCGAGGGAGAGGUAGAGCUCUAGCAGGACGUGUCAGCUAGUGACACGGGGAGCAGGGAAGAGGGAGGGAGAGGUAGAGCUCUAGCAGGACGUGUCAGCUAGUGACACGGGGAGCAGGGAAGAGGGAGGGAGAGGUAGAGCUCUAGCAGGACAUGUCAGCUAGUGACACUGGGAGCAGGGAAGAGGGAGGGAGAAACGGCAACCGACUAAGCCGUCGCUCUACGGUAGAGUGAAUAGCAGCCUGUGUUAUUCUCGUCCUACACAGUUAGAAACAACUUCAUUCAGAAUAUUAAGUAGCAGCCUACCUGUUGGCUCUUUGUAGCCUAUCCCUCUCCUUUAACUUCCGUCAUUUUAAAUUAAAUAUUCCAUUGAUAUUUCCUAACUUUUGCCACACAUGGAGGCUCUAUGACUUUAGCCCAGCGUUUUCCAAACUCAGUCCCGGGGACCCUAAGCGGUGCACGUUUUGUUUGUUUGCCUUAGCACUACACAGCUGAUUCAAAUAAUAAAAGUUUUUAAUGAUGAGU